UUCAAACUUUCAACAAACACCAAAAAGCAAAACCUAGUGGUAUAAAUACACAUCAAACUAUUCUCAGUAACCACAAAGUUGUUAAACAAAAACACCACCUUUGAAAACAUGGCCACCACAACAACAACAUCAUCGUCAUCAUGUGAUUUCUCAUCCUUGGAAUCUAUUCAACACUAUCUUCUUGAGCUCGAACCAGAUUGUUCCAACACUCUCAUGAGCGUUUACAGUCACCAAGUUUUGCGUUCUCCAAUGUACAAACCACUCCCAAGCCCUACUUCGGAGGUUGUCCAUGAUGCAGAUAAUAACUUGUUGAUAAAGACGCGUGAGGGUCACGCGCCGCCGGUGUGGAAGCGUUUCCGGGGUGUGAGGCGACGGCCGUGGGGGAAGUUUGCUGCCGAGAUAAGGGAUCCGAAGAGGAAUGGUGCGAGAAUUUGGCUUGGAACUUAUGAAACUGAAGAAGAAGCUGGUUUGGCUUAUGAUAGAGCUGCAUUUAAGAUGCGUGGUAGCAAAGCUAAGUUAAAUUUUCCUCAUCUUAUUGAUUCUGAUGUGUCUCUGAAACCUGUUAGCAUGAUGAAAGGUUUGAAGCGAAAUAACUUUGAAUCUUGUUCAUCAUUUUCACCUCCUUCAGACACAGUAAAAGAAUCGAAAAAGAGGAAAAACUUGGCUGAGUUGUUGAAUAAGUUGGCCAAGAACAGAAGACGAUUGCAGGUGUUUGAAACCAGUUUAUACACAAAUGAUGUUAAUGUUCAUCUAUGUUUUAAUUAGUGUAAUUAAGUAUGAUAAUUAGUAAGAGUAGGAAAUGUGUGAGCUUUGAUAAUCAUCCUCGUUUUUAUUGGAUUUUAUUGCGUUUGAGUACGUUUA
Vigna umbellata (rice bean) is the source of this 861-nucleotide messenger RNA. Its product is annotated as ethylene-responsive transcription factor 2-like. Lineage: Eukaryota; Viridiplantae; Streptophyta; Magnoliopsida; Fabales; Fabaceae. The record is from RefSeq and is a predicted model, not a curated record. Gene Ontology annotation, biological process: ethylene-activated signaling pathway; regulation of DNA-templated transcription. Gene Ontology annotation, molecular function: DNA binding; DNA-binding transcription factor activity.